Molecule: messenger RNA, 2613 nt
Organism: Gossypium raimondii (Peruvian cotton)
Lineage: Eukaryota; Viridiplantae; Streptophyta; Magnoliopsida; Malvales; Malvaceae
Product: PTI1-like tyrosine-protein kinase 1
Exons: 10
Coding region: 252-2078 (608 amino acids)
Biological process (GO): protein phosphorylation
Molecular function (GO): ATP binding; protein kinase activity
Source: RefSeq, a predicted model, not a curated record
AUUUCUUCAACCAUCUCCCUAUCCCUACAAACCAGACAAAUUACAUUACAUGGAUUGAAAAAAAGAAAAAAGAAUUAAAACCCUCCUUCAAAACAAAACUAAAUCUAUACAAUCAUUGGAUUACACAUUUCUAUCCCCCAGGCCACGUUUCAUGUUUGAAUCAAACCACACCCCAUCAAGAUUUUCAACCUUUUUUUGAAAGUCAUAUAUAUACACACCAUUGGAACUCCAAGAGAGUUGCAGGCUCAACAAUGGAGGGCAAUACAACUCCUCAUACACCGUCUUAUGUGGUUAUCGCAUUCGAUGCAACUAAGGAUCAUAAUGAACGUGAGUUUAGAAUUAUCAUCAAUCAUAUACGAGUUAGAGGAGACAUUCUGCGUGGUGGGGAUACGCUUCUUAUGCUUGGAGUUUUGCAUAGAGUCACUCACCCUAUGGGUUACCAAAGCAAACCAUGUCCAGAAUCUUUUGGAACAAGCCUUCGUGCCAUGGAGGAAGAACUCUCAAACAAGGUUGAUUCAUAUGUUAAUUUGCUCCACCAAAGUGCUGAAGAAUGUGAAGAGCAAGGGGUGAGCAUUGGAGUUAAAAUUACAGCUGGGGUUCCCAUAAAGAAUGUUGUUCUACAAGAAGUGGUUGCCUCAAAGCCAGCAUGGGUUGUACUUGAUAGACACCUCAGACGGGAUUUGAAGUUAUACCUUAAACAGAUACCUUGUAAAGUUGCAUUAGUUCAAGACAGCUUGAACGUUGAUGUUUUGAGAAACCAUACAAUAAGUGAACCAGAUAUUGGAGACCAAAAGGUGUACUCCAUGUCCAAGUACAAGUCUGUACCUCCAUCCAACUUUCACUUUACUGAAAAUAUCGAUCCUUCGGAAACCUCAUCAAGAAGAUACUCCUUGUCCACGAGUUACUUGGAAAGCUCCAAGAGUGGCCUCUUCACCCCUUCAUCUACAUUGAAAUCAGAAGAGCAUAACUUUUUAUCUGAUUUUGGUCCUUCUUCUAAGCUGGAAAUAUCGGAUACAUAUACCAAAGGAGGAAGUAUGCUAUUUGACACACCAAAUAUUAUCCAAAAGCAGCAAAGGUAUGGCUUCCGCAACAAAUCCACAGGAUCACCUCUUCUUUGUGUUGCUUGUGGACUAAGGACUGAACUGUAUAUCGAAGAUUCAAAGGCAUUCACUUACACUGAGAUUCAACAAGCCACUGAAGACUUUUCAAAGAAGAACUUGUUAGGGGAAGGUGGAUAUGGUCAUGUAUACAAGGGUAAGCUCAAAGAUGGACAGCUGAUUGCAGCAAAGGUCCGGAAACAAGAAAGUACACAAGGAUUUGCCGAGUUCAAUUCCGAGGUAUCUGUCUUAAGUUUCGCACGUCAUAAGAACAUUGUGAUGCUGCUGGGUUAUUGUUGCAAGGAGAACCUCAACAUUUUGGUUUACGAGUAUAUAUGCAACAAGUCCCUUUACUGGCAUUUAUUUGAGAAUACAGAAAAUGUUCUUGAUUGGCAUCAAAGACGUGCUAUUGCAAUUGGCACUGCAAAGGGUUUACGUUUUCUGCAUGAAGAAUGCCGUGGUGGUCCUAUUAUUCAUAGGGACAUGCGUCCAGGCAACAUACUUCUCACACAUGACUUAGUCCCUAUGCUAGGUGACUUUGGUCUAGCCAGAUGGAAGAUAAAUGAUGAAACACUACAGACAAAAGUUCUUGGAACAUUUGGAUACCUUGCUCCAGAGUAUGCAGAGAAUGGGUUUGUUUCAGUGAGGACAGAUGUGUAUGCAUUUGGGAUAGUUCUCCUACAACUAAUAUCAGGUCGCAAAGUAAUUGACUACAAAAGCGAAGGACAGCAAGUAUCUUUGAGACAAUGGGCAGAACCACUGAUCGAAAAGUUAGCACUACAUGAGCUCAUUGAUCCUCGUAUUGAAGAGUCAUAUGACACCUAUCAACUCUACCUUAUGGCUAAGACAGCUUACUUAUGCGUGCAAAUGAACCCUGAAAUGAGGCCAUCAAUGGCGGAGGUAUUGCGCCUUCUGGAAGGAGAAGCCGAUCAUUUCCACCAAUUGAAGGAAAAGGCAGUUCCUCAAUUUACAAAACGAUGAACAAUAUUUACUUCAAUUACUUGCAUUUAGAAUUUCAUCUUAGAUGUCACUGCUUUUCCAACAUCAACAUGGAAAAGGGUAAAAAAACCAAUGUAAUAUACUGUUUUUGCAGUCACCAUCUUAGUGACAUUUAAAAGACUGUUACAGUCAAAACAUCUCAAUAUAUACAGAUAUAAUUGUCGCAUUAGGAGUACUGCAUUAGAACCAUAGCCCUACAAACAAGUAGGAUCUUCAAUGUAACAUGCUAGGCAUAACGAAGUUUUGAAGUGUGAAGUCAUUUCAUGCAUAGUGACAACAGUACUGGGUAUUGGCUACCAUGAUCGGUCUCGAAAGUUCCAACAAGACAAGAAUAAGAUAAGGCUUAGAGGGGUUUUAUGAGACACUGAAAACCUGUAAUUUGGUUCUGUAUGUUAAGACCGAAGUACAGUGCUUCCCACAAGGUGGGGCUUUGCUUGGAAAUCAUUAGCAUUUUCAAUUCCAUUAGCGAAAAGAACCCAAGGCGUGAGAGCCGUCUAAAGUGUUUACUUUACCAAUG